Molecule: messenger RNA, 1318 nt
Organism: Schistosoma haematobium
Lineage: Eukaryota; Metazoa; Platyhelminthes; Trematoda; Strigeidida; Schistosomatidae
Product: Lysoplasmalogenase-like protein tmem86a
Exons: 2
Coding region: 249-989 (246 amino acids)
Cellular component (GO): membrane
Source: RefSeq, a predicted model, not a curated record
CCACAGACCAACCUCAAAUUGUUGCAACGAUAUGACAGUGAGAGCUAUCAAAAGAAAACUGGCCGUGACAUACUUACUCUUACAAACUGUCAAACACGGAAGUCCGUUAAGCAAAAGCUCCUUCUAUUCCAUCUACAACCAUCUGAACCAUUUGAAUCAAUCUACUUUGUCUGCUUCGAAAAGACUGAAGUAUACAGUUGGCGGGGUGAAUAACCUUGGAUCCGGCUUUGCGUUUAGAGCGCACUUCAAUGUUGACGUUCGAACCAAUCAGUCGAAUAGCUGUUGUCAAAUGUUUGGGACCACGUUUAGUUUUAUUCUUUAAAACAUUUGCUUUAUUCUACGUUCUUUAUCCGAAAUAUGAGUCAACUGUGGGUUAUUGUGUUUUUAAAUGCGCACCUAUUUUAUCACUUGUUACGUUUGUUUAUAUGUAUGGGGUUAAGAUACCAAACAAUCAAGCCUAUUCUUUAAAAAUUUUUCUUGGUCUUCUAUUCUCUUGUCUAGGUGAUGCAUUUUUGGUAUGGCCUAGUCUUCUUAUUCCUGGCAUGGCUAUGUUUGCCAUUACACAUAUAUUAUACAUUUACGCAUUUGGUUUUCAACGUUUAAAACUAUCUAUAUUGUUCAUUUUACUGCCAAUACUUCUCUGUGUAUGUGUUUCUGUAAAAGAAGGACUAGACGGUAUCAAUACACUUGUUAUUCCAGCUUAUGGAUUAAUAUUAGUAAUUAUGGUAUGGCGUGCAUUAGCCCAAUUAACUAAACAUGAAUAUUCUAUACCAUGGACAUGUAUAGCUUCUGCCGUUGGUGGAUUACUAUUUGGUGUAUCUGAUACUAUAUUAGGAAUUUGUUUAUUCUCUAGUGAUAUAUCGUCAUUUAAAUGUAAUUUAAUUUUACCAACGUAUUAUGCUGGUCAGUUGUUGAUUUCUGUAUCUGUUGUUGAUAGCCAUUUAACAUCAAUAAAAACGAGUCCAUAUCAUGAAGACAAAAAGCAGUAGUAGUUGCGCUCCUUUAUUAAAUAAAAAGCCUUUUCUUCCAUCACCUGUUUAUUUUCUCUACUUUUUGACAUAUAUUUGUCUUCAUUACUUCUUUGUACUUUUUAGCUUGCUUAUUAUUUCACGAUGUGUUUAUAUUGUUGUUCAUAGUUGAUGAUAAAUAAAUAAACGCUUAUUUUUGCAUCUGUUAUCUUGUUUUAUUACAUACCUGUCUAUGUAUGGCAUUGUUUCUUGUUAUCUAAAUCAUGUAGCCGGUUUUUCAUGAAUUUAAACGAAAUUGCAACACCCCUAUAUAAGUUGUUGAGAAUCACCAAGUUUAUGUGGACUUAGAC